UUCGCGCGCCCCUCCCUGCAGCCGCUCUUGGUACGGUCCGAGGGCAGAAUGGCUACAGCAGUGCUUGGAGGUUCCAAUCGGAUCCUGCGGGAGGCGGCCGGGCUUCCUCUUUUAAGCGCGUUGGUCGCGGUUUCGCCUGGUUGCUGGAAGUGUCCGCAAGGAGCAAGACGCUAUUUACUGACAGAUGAUAUUGUACAAUUACAAGCAUUUCAACAACAGAAAUUGGCAACUGGAUAUAGAAUAUAUGGUGAAAAAGAUACAUAUUUCAGAACUAUUGAAGAGAAGUUGGCAAAAACGAGACUGAUUCUCAAAGACGAGUUAAAAACAUUACUACAUCUUUGCCAGACAAAAGAUGAAGUGGAAUUAGCCAAGAAAGCUAUUUACAGGUACCAUGCAGAGAACAAAAAUGUGGCUUUUGGAGAAUUCAAAUUUGGUCCAAUUUUUAUGAGGCUUUGUUAUGAACUGGACCUUGAAGCAUCUGCAUUUGAACUAAUCAAAGACCAGGCUCUCCAUGGCUUCUUUUCAGAAAGCACGUCUUUCAAUAUCUUGAUGGAUAUGCUGUUUAACAAAGGUCAAUAUGAACGUGCUCUGGAAGUACUGUUAGAAAUGAAGCAGCAAGGCAUAAAAUUCAACCGAGAAACCUAUUUCCUCGCAUUUGCGAUAUGCUACAAACUGAACAGCCCAGAGUCUUGCAAAAUUUGUACCACGUUACUUGAAGAUGCACAGCUCAAAGGAGAUCAGAUGCCAAGAAAAGCAUAUUAUUUUGCAGUUGCAUUUGCUUUGAAACAGAAUGAUGUCGUAAAAGCCCGCUCCUAUUUUUCACAGAUCAUAAACACAGAAAGUAGGAUAUGCAAUAACCUGAAACUACUCCUUCAGGCUGAGUCGGGGGACCUAGACAACCUUGUACAGACCCUGGAAAGAGCUGUUGAUUCCAGUGCUUCGGAUUUUGUGAAAAAACCUGAGUUCUGUGUGGAAGUGCUGAGUACAGCCAGGGAGAAGCUGGAGGAUAACCCAACUCUGUGUAUCUGGUUUGAAGAAAUCAUGGCCAAGCUCCAGGCCUCAGGACAGGUGACCUCCCUGUCUCUCGAUGACUUGCUGUGUCAGACCCCACAGUCAAAGAGACGCCACACGCAGCUGCUGAAACAGAAACAAGUCAGCCGACGGACUCUGAAGCCUCUACACUCGGCCCUCCUAGCUGAGUAGAUCUCACAGUUGGACUGUAUAUUUUCCUUGGAAGAACUGGGUUCCAAUAAAAUGUCUCCUGUGCUUAGGAAA
Messenger RNA from Anolis carolinensis (green anole), 1275 nucleotides. RefSeq names its product pentatricopeptide repeat domain 2 (gene ptcd2). Bases 49 to 1203 code for a protein of 384 amino acids. Gene Ontology annotation, cellular component: mitochondrion. Gene Ontology annotation, molecular function: protein binding; RNA binding. The record is from RefSeq and is a predicted model, not a curated record. NCBI's taxonomy places the organism in Eukaryota, Metazoa, Chordata, Lepidosauria, Squamata, Anolidae. Gene Ontology annotation, biological process: multicellular organism development; regulation of mRNA processing; mitochondrion organization. The transcript has 10 exons.